This is a messenger RNA of Insectozyma verbasci, 822 nucleotides long. The record is from the annotation of a GenBank genome assembly. Lineage: Eukaryota; Fungi; Ascomycota; Pichiomycetes; Serinales; Debaryomycetaceae.
AUGAAUUCUAUAAUACAAGAUGAAAUAAUAUAUUUACAAGAUUUAAUAGACUCAGUGCCAUUCAAUUCAAAUUCUACUAGUCAUUUCCUUAAAGUGUAUAAGUUAAAUCAUAGUCAAUUAAUUAAAUUAAAUGAUUAUACAAGUAAAUUCCCCAUUGAUAGUGAUAAAUUAUUAAAAUUGGGUAUUUCAUUAGGAAAUCUAAUUAAAACAAUGAAUAACGAAUCAGAACAACAUAAAUUACAAAAUCAACAACAAAAACAGUUUCUUAAAAAUAAUAAUAAAAUAGUAGAUCUACCUAUUUUACAAACAUAUCAAAUCAGAUUCGUAAAGAAUUUAUUCCAAAUAUUGAAAAAUUUCGACAUUGGAAGUGAAAUAACUGAGAAUAAUAGAGACUCUGUUGUUUCUGGAGGUACUCCACAUCGUAUAAUUAGUAAUAACUCAAAUGUAUCUCCAAUAAAACUAAACUCAAAACAAUUAUUGAUUGAAAAGCUAGAGAUUAAUAUUAAUUUAGAUAAUUUAUUUAUUUACAAAAUUAUAUUUAAGUUGUUUAUUGAAAUUUAUAAGAUUUUGCAGUGUAAUUUAAUUAAUGAUGAUUAUUUGAGUAAUAAAGAUAUUGAUGAACUGAGUUCAAUCUUCUCAUCUAAUAGUUUAAAUUCUGGUAAUUCAAGUUUAACUAAUGAUGAAUAUUUAAAAAUCAUAAAUCGAAUAUUGGAUAGAUUGAGUAUUGGUAUUAUUCAACCUUUUAUAAUUUUAAUCUAUAAAGAAUUGGUUGAAGGUGAGAUAAGUAAUGAGUUUAAUAAGUUGAUUAAUAAUCUACAAUGA